This is a messenger RNA of Tachysurus fulvidraco (yellow catfish), 3203 nucleotides long. RefSeq names its product heat shock protein 4 like (gene hspa4l). The transcript has 19 exons. Gene Ontology annotation, molecular function: ATP binding; ATP-dependent protein folding chaperone. Bases 244 to 2712 code for a protein of 822 amino acids. Gene Ontology annotation, biological process: protein folding. The record is from RefSeq and is a predicted model, not a curated record. Gene Ontology annotation, cellular component: nucleus; cytosol. Lineage: Eukaryota; Metazoa; Chordata; Actinopteri; Siluriformes; Bagridae.
CGCAGUUUUACCGGUGGAGCGCAUCAGAGCAGGCUGCGAGAAUGCAGUAGAACCGUCCUGCUUUAGGAUUAGUCUAGAGAAGGUUGGCUAAAGCUUAGCUUACAUAAUAGCUAGUGACUCCUAGCUUGAUAGUAAACGCACGGUAGAUAUAGUCUCUUAUAUUAGAAUAACGGUGGUACGUUAUUCUCAUUCAAAGUAUAAAAGAGAGGAUUUGGAAUUGAUAAGAGAAAAUAAAGCUUGAAUAUGUCUGUAGUAGGAUUUGAUGUGGGUUUUCAGAACUGUUACAUCGCCGUUGCCAGGAGCGGCGGUAUUGAAACCAUUGCAAAUGAAUACAGUGACAGAUGCACUCCGGCUUGUAUUUCUUUGGCAUCUAAAAACAGAACCGUUGGAAAUGCCGCAAAGAGUCAGAUGAUAACAAACUUUAAGAACACAGUCCAUGGCUUUAAGAAGUUCCAUGGUCGAGCAUUUGAUGAUCCCUUUGUUAAAAGUGAAAAAUCUAAGUUGCCUUACAGUCUUCACAAGCUUGCCAAUGGCAGCACUGGAAUAAGGGUUCGUUACUUGGAGGAGGAUAAGGUGUUCACCAUUGAACAGUUGACAGCCAUGUUGCUCACUAAGCUGAAAGAGACCUCUGAGGGUGCACUGAAAAAACCAGUGGUGGACUGUGUGAUUUCUGUACCUAGUUUCUUUACUGAUGCAGAACGAAGAUCAGUGAUUGAUGCCUCUCAGAUAGCUGGGUUGAACUGCUUGAAACUGAUCAAUGACACAACAGCAGUGGCGUUAGCUUAUGGAAUCUACAAACAAGACUUACCAAACCCAGAAGAAAGGCCUCGUAAUGUUGUGUUUGUGGACAUUGGUCACUCAUCUUAUCAAGUGUCGGUUGUGUCCUUCAACAAAGGGAAACUGAAGGUGCUAGCCACAGCAUUUGACCCAUAUUUGGGUGGGCGUAACUUUGAUGAAGUACUCGUAGAGUAUUUCUGUGAAGAGUUUAAGGGCCGUUAUAAGUUAAAUGUGAAGGACAACCCUCGAGCCCUGCUGAGGCUCUUCCAAGAGUGUGAAAAGCUGAAAAAGCUCAUGAGCGCCAACUCUUCAGAGCUACCACUUAACAUUGAGUGCUUCAUGAAUGACAUUGAUGUUUCAGGGAAGAUGAAUAGGGGCCAGUUUGAGGAGCUGUGUGUCCAGCUUUUGAUGAAAGUGGAUGCACCACUUAGAUCUGUCGUAGAACAAUCAAAACUAAGCAGAGAUGAGAUCUAUGCAAUUGAGGUAGUUGGUGGUGCUACUAGGAUUCCAGCCAUUAAAGAGAGGAUCUCUAAGUUCUUCUAUAAAGACAUCAGUACCACCCUGAACGCGGAUGAAGCAGUGGCACGAGGAUGUGCGCUUCAGUGUGCAAUCUUGUCUCCAGCCUUUAAGGUCCGUGAGUUUUCUAUCACUGACGUGGUUCCCUUCCCAAUCACACUUCGCUGGAAGUCUACUACAGAUGAGGGUGUUAGUGAUUGUGAAGUAUACAGCAAGAACCAUGCAGCACCUUUCUCCAAAGUCAUCACUUUCCACAAGAAAGAGCCCUUUGAUCUGCAAGCCUUUUACAGCACUACACAAGAUUUGCCAUACCCAGACACUGCAAUAGGUCGUUUUACCAUCCAGAAUGUUUUGCCCCAGACUGAUGGAGACAGUUCAAAGAUCAAGGUGAAAGUGCGUGUAAAUGUGCAUGGUAUCUUCAGUGUAUCCAGUGCCUCUCUGAUCGAGAAGCAGAAGGGCGAAGCGGAGGACAUGCAAAUGGAGAUGGAACCCACAGUUCAGAAUGAAAGCCGGCAAGAAGAGCAGCCUAAAAUGCAAGUGGAUCAAGACAGUCAAGGUGAGCAGCCCAAUGAAGAGGGGAAUGCACCAGGUUCUAAUUCUAAGGAUGGUGCGUCUCCUGAAAAACAAGAGCAGAGUGCAGGGUCAAGCAAACCUAAAUCAAAGGCGAAGAGUGUUGAGUUACCCAUCCUUUCCUGCACUGUCAGGCAGCUGGACAGGGAGAUACUAAACAGAUUUGUGGAAGAGGAAAGGAAUAUGAUAGAUCAGGAUAAGCUGGAGAAGGAGAGGAAUGAUGCCAAGAAUGCUGUGGAGGAGUAUGUGUAUGACCUGCGAGACAAGCAGUGUGGCAUCUUUGAAAAGUACAUAACAGAGGAUGAGAGCAACAGCCUCACUCUUGUGCUUGAUGAUACUGAGAACUGGCUAUAUGAAGAAGGAGAAGACCAGUCAAAAGAGGUCUACCUGGAUAAACUGUCUGAACUCAAAAGGUUUGGUGAGCCUAUUGAAGAGCGGUACAGGGAGCAAGAAGAAAGACCACAAGCUUUCGAUGAGCUAGGCAAGAAAAUCCAGCUCUUCUUGAAGGUCUUGGAAUUAUAUAAGCAAAAGGAUGAACGUUAUCAACACCUGAGCACUGAGGAGAUGAGCACUGUGGAAAAGAGUGUGAAUGAGGUCAUGAGCUGGAUGAACAGCAAGAUGCUGGCUCAGAGUAAACUCAGCAUUGCUCAGGAUCCUGCAGUAAAAGUAGCAGAGAUCAUACAGAAGAUUCGGGAAAUGGAAGAGAUUUGCAGUCCUGUGGUAAACAGACCUAAACCCGAAGUGGAAGAGUCAGCAGAGGAUAACAGAGCUCACAACGGUCCCACAGUAGGGCAUGGAGCUGAUGGCAACCAGCAGACAAAGAACCAUGGAGAGAUGGAAACUAACUGAACUGCAUUUUCAGCCCUGAUCCCAUUCUCAUAGAAGACUCUGUCAGACCCAUGUAACUGACUUCCAACUUGUAGCCAGUACCAGUCUCUCUGUCCACACCUCUGCUGGUUGUAGUUUGCUUGUUAAAGUCUUAUUUAUGGUUGGGUUUUAAGUUCUUUUCAUUUCAUUUUGGAGUCAGGUCAUCCUUUGAAUGUUACAAUUACGUUUAUAAGCAAGUCCAGGCUGACACAUCCAUUGAUAGACUCAAAUAAAUUAGAAUUAGCUUAACAAUCAAAGAAUGCUGCCACUCAGCAAGAAUAAGUUAAGGCAAUGUGAUAGCUAAUCAAUCCCAAGUCUUGGUAGUGUCAAGAGGUCACUUUAAUUGCACAGCAGCAUAUUUGGGGAAAUAUAAAUUGCUUCUUGAUUAUCUUUAAGGUUUAAUAUCGCGCACACACACACACACACACACACACACACACACACACACACACACACACACAUUCAUACAUACA